AUUUUGGUGCCGGCUUUUUGAGCCACAGCCAAGUGAGGGUACUUGAGCCCUGUGUCUCGCCAUGGGCAGCUUUGCCGCAAGACUUGCGUGGACCUCGCUCGGCUGGCAGGCGGGUCAGGUGCUUGCGCAGGAGCCAGUCCCUCGGGGCGCCGCCGCGGACCUGCUGCGCGCGCUGGCCACCGCCGAGCGAGCGGAGGUGGAGCUGCUGGAGUGCCGGAAGGCCUUGAAGGUAUGCGACAAGGCGCCUGCCAACCCAGGAGAUGCCGCAAGGGUGAAGUCGACUAUGUUGGUUCCAGGCUCACCGGAGGCGCCAGAGUGGCCGGAGGGCUACGGCGGCCUCCUGCGAUUUCCUUUCGGCAUUGCCGACAUGAAGACGCUCAAGGAGGUGGCGCGGGAGCUGUGGCAGCCGCACGAGAUACAGGAGGAGGUCACCGCUCUGGGCUUCCGCCAGCUGCAUGGGGCUAGAUGCUCCUCUGAGAUGGUGGGGGUGCACCCGGUGGGCAGCGUCGGCUCGCGACGCAGCGAGGAGAUUUGGGACGCUGCCCAACAGUGGUGCCACACGAACGCGGAGUGCACCGGCAUUAUGCUCUACGUGGGCAGCAACACCCUGAACUGCAACUACUGGUGUGGUCGGCCGCAGUUCUGCAACGGCGAUUUGGAAGCAGAGGGCGCCGUGGAGCCCAGCAGCGAAUGGAACCUUUGGGUGAAGACGGAAGAACCUGACGCUUGAAGGUGUUGCAAAGGCGAAGCUCAGAUCUGCU
Molecule: messenger RNA, 761 nt
Organism: Effrenium voratum
Lineage: Eukaryota; Dinophyceae; Suessiales; Symbiodiniaceae
Source: the annotation of a GenBank genome assembly